UUCCAAGACCACCCUUUGCCGCCCCCAUUAAUCCAUUAUCCCCUCCUCCCCUCGCUUUAAAAACCUCUCCAUUCGAGGACUCGGUCAUCCCCCACCCUCCUCUCUUUCUCCUACUUCCUCAGUUAACCUCCACCAUCCUAAUGGCUAAAAACCGAAAAAACUCUGCAACCAACGAGAACACCACUGCCAACACCACCACCACCACCAAUAACAACAACAACAACAAAAAUAACAAUGGUGGGAAGAUGAAGAGGACUAGAAGGAGUGUGCCAAGAGAUUCUCCUCUGCAACGUAGCUCCGUUUACCGGGGAGUAACAAGGCAUCGGUGGACGGGCAGAUACGAGGCCCAUCUGUGGGACAAGAACUGCUGGAAUGAAUCCCAGAACAAAAAGGGAAAACAAGUUUAUCUUGGGGCUUAUGAUGAUGAGAAAGCAGCAGCCCAUGCGUAUGACCUGGCUGCAUUGAAGUAUUGGGGCUGUGACACCAUACUAAACUUUUCGUUAUCGACUUACGAAGAAGAGUUGAAAGAAAUGGAGGGCCAGUCCAAGGAAGAAUACAUUGGAUCCUUGAGGAGGAAAAGCAGUGGGUUUUCAAGAGGAGUCUCGAAGUACAGAGGUGUGGCAAGGCACCAUCACAAUGGAAGAUGGGAAGCUCGGAUUGGCAGAGUGUUUGGAAACAAAUACCUUUAUCUCGGAACCUAUGCGACACAAGAGGAGGCGGCAAUAGCAUAUGACAUGGCAGCGAUCGAGUAUCGUGGGCUCAAUGCGGUAACCAACUUUGACCUCAGUCGCUACAUUAAAUGGCUGCGUCCAAAUCAUGAUCAUGAUGGCUCUAAUGCUAGUCCUAGCAUUAAUCCUCUACCCAACUCGACGUCAACUGAUCGUAACUACGAUGUUCCACAAAGUUUUCAUCAACAUCAACAACCAAGUGUUGCUGAGAUCUCUCAAUUCCCCCAGCAAAAAUCCAGUGGUGUGGCGGCAUCAUCUGCGCUUGGGUUGUUGCUACAAUCACCAAAGUUUAAGGAGAUGUUGGAGAGAACAUCAGCAGCUGGUGGCUCUUCUUCAUCACCCAAAUCUGAAAGCAAGCCAUCUGGAUGCAGCUUCCCGGAUGACAUACAGACAUACUUUGAAUGCCAUGACAGUGGGAGCUACGCUGAGGGAGAUGAUGCCAUCUUUGGGGAGCUGCACACGUUUACGUCCUCGAUGUUGGAGUUCGAGCUCGACGUAUAAAAGCUUUGAAGAAUAUGUCUCUAAUUUCAUUCGUCUUUAUUGUUUCAGAAAGAAGCAACAUUAUAGUGCGCUCAUUCAUUCUUUAAAGAAAGAUUAGGGUUGUCCUUUUUUUCCUCUUCCUUCUAUUAAUUUUGUGAAUAGGAGGAAGAGAACGAGUGAUGGAGGAGUUGCAGAUUGCCAGGGAUAUGUUUGAGCUGAUGAUUGAUUUAUUUGUUUUUCAGCUAUGUGGAUUAAGAUUCUUUGUCCCCCAUACUCAAAAUAAUGACACAUGGCAGCUAUUGAGCUAUUCCAACUUUCGCAAUG
Messenger RNA from Elaeis guineensis (African oil palm), 1532 nucleotides. RefSeq names its product AP2-like ethylene-responsive transcription factor At1g79700. Lineage: Eukaryota; Viridiplantae; Streptophyta; Magnoliopsida; Arecales; Arecaceae. The record is from RefSeq and is a predicted model, not a curated record. Gene Ontology annotation, biological process: regulation of DNA-templated transcription. Gene Ontology annotation, molecular function: DNA-binding transcription factor activity; DNA binding.